ACUUCCGGCAUCUUUGAACGGCUCGGAUGUGAUGUAGCGUCUGUUUCGGAGUUAUCGGAAGUUAGCACCGUGUACACUUCACCGACAAUCACUUCAAAGACAUUAAACUUUUGACAGCCUGCUUCAUAUCACAAAAUGGCGUAUCCAGGCUACGGUGGGUAUGGGGGUCCGAUGCCAGGCAUGCCGGCUCAGGGGAUGCCGCCCCAAGGAAUGCCAGGAGGCCCCAUGGGAGGCCCCAUGGGAGGCCCCAUGGGAGGCCCCAUGGGUGGGCCCAUGGGUGGGCCCAUGGGAGGUGCACCAGGUCAAGGAGGAUAUCCCUCCCCCUAUGGAGGAGGCUAUCCAGGUACAUACGGCGCCCCACAACCAGCCGCCAAUGAUCCAAUGUGGGGUUACUUCACAGCCAUCGCAGGCCAGGACGGUGAAAUCGAUGCUGAGGAGCUCCAGAGGUGUCUGACCCAGUCUGGUUUCACUGGCAGCUACACUCCAUUCAGCCUGGAGACGUGCAGGAUCAUGAUCGCAAUGCUCGACAGGGACUUCACGGGCAAGAUGGGCUUCAAUGAGUUCAAGGAGCUUUUCACCGCUCUGAACGGCUGGAAGCAGAACUUCAUGAUGUUCGACCAGGACCGGAGUGGAACCGUGGAGCCUCACGAGAUGAGCCAGGCAAUCAGCUCUAUGGGCUACCGUGUCAGUCCUCAGGCUCUGAACGCCAUCAUCAAACGCUACAACAAAGGAGGAAGGAUCUUCUUCGAUGACUACGUGGCCUGCUGUGUCAAACUGCGAGCUCUCACAGAGAACUUCCGGCGGAGAGAUACCAUGCAUCAGGGCUCUGUCAACUUCCAGUAUGAUGAUUUCAUCCUCUGCACAAUGGCCAUCUAAGUGCUGCCAUGUGUCCCACACCACGAGGUCAGGGCAUUUAACGAACCACUCGGUGGUGGGUUGCGGAGCGCUGCCUCACAGCAAUGCAGAGGGAGGCCAGUAUAUCGGACUGAGCUGUCAUGAGCCGUGACGGAGAAGUACACAUUGCUUGUAAUGCUUGCUGUAAUGCUUUAGUCUUGUAUGUGACACAGGGACGUGCUGAAGGUGUAUCAGGUGCGCACACACACACACACACACACACACACACACAGUUUGUAUCAACAUUAGAGAGAACAUAAUAGAUAAACAUGUCAGUGUCUUUAAAGCCCUUACGUGAUUUUUUAGAAAAUAAAAACAGAUUAGUGUCAGUAUAUUAUGAAAGUCAAAGAAUGGAGGUUUCAGUGGAAUAAUGUAGGAGUUAAUCUACUAACCAUCAUAUACGUGUGAAUAAUAAGCUCUGGCUUCUAUCAGAAACUGCAAUGUGAACUGAUUGUAUAAGGAUCCUGUUUACCUAUUGUGCCAUUAUAAUCUCCGAAUGUAUGUUCUAAUAUAUUAAAAGUAUAACUUUACAGUAAUGGAAGCAUCAUGACUUAUGAUUUGUCAUGUUUGAUAUUCUGUGCACUUAUUUUAUAAAAGAACAGUAGAUCAUAGAUGUAGUUUAGCUUCAUAACAAGCCAAAGUGACUGUGUUAAAUCCACAGUGACACCUGUUAUUAAUAAUACUGAGAUAUGAAACUAUUAUUGUUAUAUAGCUACAAAUGCUGUAAACAUUCUGUUCAGAUUUUCAUGUAAAAAGUCAGCUCUGCAUGACACAUUGUUGUAGUAAAAGUCAUAUUUUGUUACUCACAAUAAACACUUUUUAAUCAG
Messenger RNA from Acanthopagrus latus (yellowfin seabream), 1721 nucleotides. RefSeq lists its product as uncharacterized. The coding region runs from base 136 to 876 and encodes 246 amino acids. The transcript has 8 exons. NCBI's taxonomy places the organism in Eukaryota, Metazoa, Chordata, Actinopteri, Spariformes, Sparidae. Gene Ontology annotation, molecular function: calcium ion binding. The record is from RefSeq and is a predicted model, not a curated record.